GAGGAAAAUAAAAAGAAGGGAAAAAAGGAAAGGAAAAGAAAAUGGCAACUGUCUGCCUCUCAAAUCCUAUAUCCUUUUUUCCAUCUUCAUCUUCUUCAUUUUCCACUUCAAUUAUCCCAAAAAUUACAACUAGAAAACAAAUAAUUGUGUGCAAAGCAGAGAAUAAUGUAUCUAAUUUUAGUUCAAUUAUUAGCAAGAGAAGGCUAUCAAUUAGCCUUGCAUCAAGUUUGUUGCUUUCUUUAACUGGAAAUGGAUUUUUUAAUGCAAAUGCUGCAAUUUUAGAAGCUGAUGAGGAUGAUGAGUUGAUGGAAAAAGUGAAACAAGACAGAAAGAAAAGGCUUGAAAGACAGGGCAUUAUCAGUUCCUCCUCAAAGGAGAAAGGAUACUUGCAAGAUUUGGUAUACAAGCUCAGUAAAGUAGGUCAAGCCAUAGAGAACAAUGAUCUAUCUGCUGCAAGUUCAGUUCUUGGGCAAAAUACUGAUGCAGAUUGGGUCCAGAAAGUUAAUUCAGCAUUCAACAAGUUUAGUGGUAGCGAUGAGGAGAAGACAGAAGUCGAUUCCUUCAAUUCUUCGCUAUCUUCUCUAGUUUCAUCAGUUACUAAGAAUGACAUUGAAGGAUCAAAAAUAGCUUUCGUGGCAUCAGCCAGUGCAUUUGAGAAAUGGUCAACAUUAACAGGGUUGAUUGAAGAGCUAAAAGGGCUUUAAAGCAAAAGAAAAAAAAUUGCAUUUCAUCUUUGACUUUCUUUUACUGUUAAACCACAAAGUAAUACAUUUUUUGCACUGUUUUUCCCCCCUAUCAAAUGAAUCAUUAGAGUAAUACAAAAUGUAAUUUGAGUUCCAGUUGUAGCAGAGCUACAAUCUCUGAGCAAAAUGACAUUUAUGUUGUCAGGUUUACUUCCUUUC
Molecule: messenger RNA, 902 nt
Organism: Solanum dulcamara
Lineage: Eukaryota; Viridiplantae; Streptophyta; Magnoliopsida; Solanales; Solanaceae
Product: thylakoid lumenal 16.5 kDa protein, chloroplastic-like
Exons: 4
Coding region: 42-704 (220 amino acids)
Biological process (GO): photosystem II repair
Source: RefSeq, a predicted model, not a curated record